This is a messenger RNA of Asparagus officinalis (garden asparagus), 1706 nucleotides long. RefSeq names its product eukaryotic initiation factor 4A-3. The transcript has 8 exons. NCBI's taxonomy places the organism in Eukaryota, Viridiplantae, Streptophyta, Magnoliopsida, Asparagales, Asparagaceae. Gene Ontology annotation, cellular component: catalytic step 2 spliceosome; nucleolus. Gene Ontology annotation, molecular function: mRNA binding; RNA helicase activity; ATP binding. The record is from RefSeq and is a predicted model, not a curated record. Bases 112 to 1341 code for a protein of 409 amino acids.
UAUCUGGCAGACUCAAAACCCUCAAACCCGAUAAAACCUUCUCCAGUCUCCCCCAAAUUCCCCCAAAUUCGGAAAGUGUAGCCCCAAAUUCCCAAACCCUAGCCCUAAUUAAUGGCCGCGGCCGUAGCUCCUCCUCUCCGGAAUCGGCAAGGCCCAAACCGCGGGCUUGACGAUGACAACCUGGUGUUCGAGACGAGCGCAGGAGUCGAGGCGAUCACGAGCUUCGACAAGAUGGGGAUUCGCGAUGAUUUGUUGAGAGGGAUCUACGCGUACGGAUUCGAGAAGCCCUCGGCGAUUCAGCAGAGGGCUGUGAUGCCGAUCGUCAGCGGUCGAGAUGUGAUCGCUCAAGCUCAGUCUGGGACCGGGAAGACCUCCAUGAUCGCUCUCUCGGUUUGUCAAAUGGUGGACACGACCUCGAGAGAAGUACAGGCACUAAUUCUUUCACCCACGAGAGAACUUGCCACUCAGACUGAGAAAGUAAUAUUGGCUAUUGGUGAUUACAUAAAUGUACAAGCCCAUGCAUGCAUUGGUGGGAAGAGCAUAGGAGAAGAUAUCAGGAAACUGGAAUAUGGUGUUCAUGUGGUUUCAGGAACACCUGGGAGAGUUUGUGACAUGAUUAAGAGAAGGACCUUGCGUACAAGAGCGAUUAAAAUUUUAAUCCUUGAUGAAUCUGAUGAAAUGUUGAGCAGAGGUUUUAAGGAUCAGAUAUAUGAUGUCUACAGAUAUCUUCCCCCAGACCUUCAGGUUGUUCUGAUAUCUGCAACACUUCCUCAUGAAAUAUUGGAGAUGACUGGCAAGUUUAUGACUGAUCCUGUAAGAAUACUUGUCAAGCGUGAUGAGUUGACACUGGAGGGUAUCAAACAGUUCUUUGUUGCUGUUGAGAGAGAAGAAUGGAAAUUUGACACGCUUUGUGAUCUCUAUGACACCCUAACCAUCACCCAAGCUGUUAUAUUCUGCAACACAAAAAGAAAGGUUGACUGGUUGACAGAAAAGAUGCGCAGCAACAACUUCACAGUCUCUGCUAUGCAUGGGGACAUGCCUCAGAAGGAGCGUGAUGCAAUUAUGGCAGAGUUCAGGUCGGGUGCUACUCGGGUGUUGAUCACCACAGAUGUGUGGGCUCGAGGCAUUGAUGUUCAACAGGUGUCCCUCGUGAUAAAUUAUGAUCUCCCAAACAAUCGAGAGCUCUACAUACAUCGAAUUGGUCGAUCAGGGCGUUUUGGGCGUAAGGGUGUUGCCAUAAACUUUGUAAGGAAGGAUGAUAUCAGGAUCCUUAGAGAUAUUGAGCAGUAUUACAGUACUCAGAUUGAUGAAAUGCCGAUGAAUGUGGCCGAUCUUAUUUAAGGACUCGGAAGGAAUCAUAAUCUGUUGUCUGAAAUGCCUCCAAUGUUACUUCUUGGCUCUCUUAAUCUUGUGGAGUUUGCUGUCUGCUAGUGAUGAUAAGAUUUGCGCUGGCUUGUCUCGAAGUGUUUGUGUCUAAGAAGCAACUUAGCAGUGCUGUGGCUUGCUAAUUUGUGGGGGAUUUUGUGUGGCUUGCUUGUCUCUGAUGCGCGGAUGAUCCUGUUUGGUUCCGUUACGGGUGCUCUUAUUUGACUUUAGGGUCUGUAAUUUGCUGAUGGUGAUUAAAGAUUCAUGAUUUUAACUGUUUUGUUUAAAAUAUUUAUAUGAGCUUUUGGCAUGAGGCUUCUGCUUGUGGAGUGCUUUAUCAA